Molecule: messenger RNA, 1764 nt
Organism: Pistacia vera
Lineage: Eukaryota; Viridiplantae; Streptophyta; Magnoliopsida; Sapindales; Anacardiaceae
Product: protein DETOXIFICATION 40-like
Exons: 7
Coding region: 40-1542 (500 amino acids)
Biological process (GO): xenobiotic detoxification by transmembrane export across the plasma membrane
Cellular component (GO): membrane
Molecular function (GO): antiporter activity; xenobiotic transmembrane transporter activity
Source: RefSeq, a predicted model, not a curated record
AAUAACAGAACAACCAGUAGUACUAGUGCAAACUAAACCAUGGAAUCUGGAGAAGAAGGGGUCCAUGAACCCAUCUUGAUCGAAGGUCGUCAUGGAAUUGACUAUAGACUUGAGAGGGUGUUAUCUGACGCGCAGUUGCCAUAUUUCAAGCGUCUGCAGUUGGCCUCAUGGCUGGAACUAAAGCUACUCUUCCCGCUGGCUGCACCAGCUGUCUUGGUUUACUUGAUCAACAACUUCAUGUCCCUUUCUACCCGCCUCUUCUGCGGUCAUCUUGGGAAUCUUCAGCUUGCUGCUGCUUCUCUCGGCAACAGCGGAGUUCAACUCUUAGCCUAUGGCCUCAUGCUAGGCAUGGGAAGCGCAGUGGAGACUCUAUGUGGGCAAGCCUAUGGUGCUCAGAGGUAUGAAAUGCUAGGCAUAUAUCUCCAAAGAGCAACAAUCGUCCUUCUUCUAACCGGACUCCCACUGAUGAUGAUUUACAUAUUCUGUAAACCCAUCUUGAUCAUACUUGGUGAAACAGAGGAGUUGGCAUCUGCAGCUGCAGUGUUUGUUUGGGGUCUGAUCCCACAAAUCUUUGCGUAUGCUGUCAACUUUCCCAUACAAAAGUUCCUGCAAGCACAAAGAAUUGUGGCUCCAAGUUCAUGCAUAUCAGCUGCAACUCUUGGGGUGCACUUGUUGUUGAGCUGGGUGGCUGUGUACAAGUUGGGAUUGGGAUUGAUAGGUGCAUCACUUGUUUUGAGUUUAUCUUGGUGGAUAAUAGUUGGGGCGCAAUUUGGAUACAUCCUGAUUAGCGGUGAGUGUAAGCACACGUGGACUGGGUUUAACGUGAUGGCAUUUUCUGGGCUUUGGGAAUUUUUCAAACUCUCAACUGGAUCGGCUGUGAUGUUAUGCUUGGAGACAUGGUACUUUCAAAUACUAGUUUUGAUUGCUGGCCUGCUCGACAAUCCUCAACUUGCAUUGGACUCUCUUGCCGUUUGCAUGUCAGUGAUGGGGUUGUUGUUCAUGGUUUCAGUUGGGUUCAAUGCUGCAGCAAGUGUGAGGGUGAGCAACGAGCUGGGUGCUGGGAACCCAAAGUCAGCAGCAUUUUCAGUAGUAAUAGUGAACUUGGUUUCUUUCAUAAUUGCCGUGAUAGAAGCUGUGGUGGUACUUGCUCUACGCCAUGUCAUCAGCUACGCCUUCACAAGUGGUGAGACAGUGGCCAACGCAGUUUCACAACUCUGCCCUUACUUGGCUUUUACUCUUAUUCUUAAUGGUGUGCAACCAGUCUUGUCAGGUGUGGCGGUGGGAUGUGGAUGGCAAGCUUUUGUGGCAUAUGUAAAUGUAGGAUGUUAUUACGUUGUUGGGAUUCCAUUGGGGUGUAUUCUUGGCUUCAAGUUCGACCUUGGUGUAAAGGGAAUAUGGUCUGGGAUGAUCGGAGGAACAGCAAUGCAAACCAUCAUUUUGCUGUGGGUAACAUUUCGCACGGACUGGAACAAAGAGGUGGAGAAAGCAAUGACGCGGUUGGAUAAAUGGGAGGACAAAAAGGAGCCUCUUUUGAGAAGCUGAACUGUAGCUGAAGCAACGGCAAUUCUGGGGAAAGUAGUUUAAUUGAAAAUGGUCAAGCCAAAAAGGCCAAGACCUUUGGCCACCGACUUUCCUGCCAUUAGCAAUUAAUUAAACUAUUGAUGCCAAUUAUGCUGUCCAUUUUAAAGCAUCGAGUUGAUGCUACCUUACAAUUAUUUUAAUUUGCACAACUACCAAAUUUAUUUGGUAGAUACAUAAUAUUCA